AUGUCCAGUCGACUGGAGAGAGUAGUAGCCCAGAAGAAGAGUGCUAUUGAAGCACUGAUGGAGAUGUUUGAGAGGGGAGCCGAGGUUCUGGCCAGCACUGUUGGAGAGCUGUGUCCUCUUUUUGAGGUCGCUUCCCCGGUUUUAAGGCUGGUGCUGGAUAAUGUAGAGAGCAAAGAGGUGAUUUAUGUGAAAGAGCAGUUUCUAGUUGUGCGGAGCAAACUGGAUGUCAUCUCAUCUCAGCUAACAGACAUUGAUUGUGAGAUCAGGAGGAGACGUUUGGAUUCUCAAUUCUUCUCUGUGGAGGAAAAUCUGCGGAACCAUUUCAGAAAAUACAUUGACAUUCUGGAAGCCAAACCUGAAUACAAAGAGGUCAAAAAACGCUUGUUCUUGGAUCAUUUUUUUAAAACAGGAGGAGAGAAAAACCUCUCUGUGCUUUACGAUUCUUUGAUGGGACAUGGCACAUUUGGCGAGCCAAUUCUGGAUGUUGUGGAAGAUUACGAAGGAAGAAACAGAAGGAUGAUGGAAGACUUCUGUGUUAGACUAAAGGAGCUUCUCUGCCUGGGAAUAAUCCCUUUACUGGGAUAUUGCUUUCUUACUCAGGGCGAGGAGGCGGAGCAAGAGAAGAUUCAAGAGUGUAACAUGAAGAUCCAAGAAAUUGAGAUGAAGAUGAAGAAAACCAUUGAGAGAUGUGUGAAUUCAUUUCCAGAACAAGCUGAACUGGACAUCAACAGACUUUUGAAGGAGAGAGAGGAUGCAAACCUCCAAGAUUUGGCUAAGGAGCUGCUGGAAUUCCUGGUGAAGAAGUACGACUGGGUGAGCUGGUCCAUCAGAGUCAUAACUAACAUGAGCAAAUAUAGAGACUUGAGAGCUGGACAAAACUUUCAGUGUGUGGCCGGACAGAAAUAUUUUGAAGUGUCUCAAGGAAAUGACACUAAUCUUAUGGUGUCCUACUGCAGCAACCCGCAGCCUGUGCCUGAUGAGAGCGUAAAACAGAUGAUGGACGGUCCUGCCAAGAAAGGAGAUGCCAAAACUGUAGUGGAGGUCCUUGACAAACAGUUUUCUGGGUUUUUGGUUCACGCUAUUAGUCGUCACAAGGAGAGCUUUGCUCUGUCGAGUUUUCCUGAAGAAUGCCAUUACUGGGGAAAACAUAAGAAUGUCAACGUGUGUGUGCAUUCUGAGUAAAUGCAUAAAUGCAACUAUUAUGAAACCACACAUAAAACUAUUUUAUGACUUUAGAUGUAAAAUGCAAAGUUAAGCACUCUAUUUGUGAGCUUCAUGUAAUUUCUUGUUGAUUUGAAUUAAGAAUAAUCAAAUUGGCUUUCUAAGUCAUUUGAACAUUUCAAGUCGAAAGCGAGCGGAUUGA
This is a messenger RNA of Triplophysa dalaica, 1363 nucleotides long. Its product is annotated as protein rapunzel-like. The transcript has a single exon. The record is from RefSeq and is a predicted model, not a curated record. Lineage: Eukaryota; Metazoa; Chordata; Actinopteri; Cypriniformes; Nemacheilidae. Bases 1 to 1182 code for a protein of 393 amino acids.